AUGGGGUCCAGCAGCUUCUUGGUCCUCAUGGUGUCUCUCGCUCUUGUGACCCUGGUGGCUGUGGAAGGAGUUAAAGAGGGUAUAGAGAAAGCAGGGGUUUGCCCAGCUGACAACGUACGCUGCUUCAAGUCCGAUCCUCCCCAGUGUCACACAGACCAGGACUGUCUGGGGGAAAGGAAGUGUUGUUACCUGCACUGUGGCUUCAAGUGUGUGAUUCCUGUGAAGGAACUGGAAGAAGGAGGAAACAAGGAUGAAGACGUGUCAAGGCCAUAACCAGAGCCAGGAUGGGAGGCCAAGUCUCCAGGCUCCUCCUCUACCAGGUGUCCUCAGAAAUGAUGCUGGGUCCUUUCUACCUCUGGGGGUCACUCCCACUUGGCACCUGCCCCUGAGGGUCCUGAGACUUGGAAUAUGGAAGAAGCAAUACCUACCAAAGAAAACCUGAGCUUGAAGUCCUUUUCCCCAAAAAGAGGGAAGAGUCACAAAAAGUCCAGACCCCAGGGACUGUACUUUCCCUCUCUACCUGGUGCUCCUCCCUAAUGCUCAUGAAUGGACCUCUCAUGAAUGAAAUCAGUGCCCUUAUAAGAGACCCCAAAGAGCUGCCUUGCCCUUCUGCAAUGUGUGAUCACAGCUAGAAGGCGCUGUCAGAGAUGAGAAACUGGUCCUCACCAGAUGCUGAAUCUGCUGGUGCCUUGAUCUUGGA
Messenger RNA from Gorilla gorilla gorilla (western lowland gorilla), 700 nucleotides. RefSeq names its product WAP four-disulfide core domain 12 (gene WFDC12). The transcript is spliced from 3 exons. Lineage: Eukaryota; Metazoa; Chordata; Mammalia; Primates; Hominidae. The record is from RefSeq and is a predicted model, not a curated record. Bases 1 to 273 code for a protein of 90 amino acids. Gene Ontology annotation, cellular component: extracellular region. Gene Ontology annotation, molecular function: serine-type endopeptidase inhibitor activity. Gene Ontology annotation, biological process: innate immune response; antibacterial humoral response.